This is a messenger RNA of Caenorhabditis angaria, 2154 nucleotides long. The record is from the annotation of a GenBank genome assembly. NCBI's taxonomy places the organism in Eukaryota, Metazoa, Nematoda, Chromadorea, Rhabditida, Rhabditidae.
AUGGUCUACACUCCGAAAAACGUUGUUAUCACUGGUGGUUGUGGUUUUAUUGGUUCGAAUUUCGUCAAUUACAUUCAUGGCGCUUGGCCAAAUUGUAACUUUGUGAAUGUGGACAAAUUGAUUCUCAAUAGUGACACACAAAAUGUGGAUGAAGAUGUGCAAAACUCACCGAGAUAUAAAUUGGCGUUGGCUGAUAUCAAAAAUCGAGAUGCGAUUCUGAAGAUUUUUGAGGAGAAUGAGGUUGGUAGGGCGAUCAAAAUCUUGAUCCUUUUUUAAUUAAAAACUUUUUACCUAUCUUUCGUCCGACUAGCAUGUUCGGUCAAAAAGUCUUACAAGUAACUCACCAAAUCCAAUUUUUCCAGACCGACACCGUGAUUCAUUUUGCUGCUGAUUGCACUUCAACAAGAUGUUACAACGAAACUUCUGAAGCUGUUCACAAUAACGUUCUUUCGUUCAUCCAAUUUUUGGAAACUGUUCGAGUUUAUGGAAAAAUCCAACGUUUCGUUCAUAUCAGUACUGAUGAGGUAAAAAAAACACUUUUAACAUUAAAAUUGAAAAAAAAAUUUCCAGGUUUACGGUGACUCUGGACUUGGGGCCGAUGAAGCUGGGAAAGUUGAAAAUUCCCGUUUGCUCCCAGGAAACCCAUACGCAGCAACUAAAAUUGCUGGAGAAGCCUAUGUUAGCGCAUAUCAAGCACAAUACAAUCUCCCAAUUGUUACCGCUAGAAUGAAUAACAUCUAUGGACCAAAUCAAUGGGAUGUUAAAGUUGUACCAAGAUUUAUCGAAAUCGCUAAAGUUCGAGGAGAAUAUACGAUUCAAGGUUCAGGAAAACAAUUGAGAUCUUGGUUGUUUGUAAAUGAUGCGAGCGCUGGUCUCAAAGCGAUCACUGAAAAAGGAGAACUUGGGGAGAUUUAUAAUCUUGGAACUUAUUACGAGAAAAAUGGUGGGUAACCAAUAAACUACGAAUUUUAAAAGAACAUUUUUUGCAGUGGCUGAUUUGGCGCAAACAAUUCAACAAGAAGUUGAUUCCCAACUUGGUCGCCCUUAUGAACCACCAAGAUAUAAAUCAAUUCCAGAUCGACCAUACAAUGAUCUUCGCUAUUUUAUUAGUAUUGAAAAAGCGAAGGAACAACUUGGAUGGGAGCCAACAACAUCUUUUGAUGAUGGCAUGAAAUUUACUGUUGCUCAAGCUCUCAAAAAUCAUAAACAUGUCAAAAUGCACGUGGCAAUUUAUGGAGGAAAAGGAUAUGUUGGACAAGAACUUCAACAUGUUCUCAAAGCUAGACAAAUUCCAUAUGUUUUAGCAGAAAAGAAAGUCGGUUUUCAUAGUGACGAAGAAGUUCAAAAUGAAUUGGCUACAUUGGGAGUGACUCAUGUUAUUUGUGUUACUGGAAGAACUCAUGGACCUGGAUGUAAUACAAUUGAAUAUCUUGAAGGUGGAGCUGAUAAAGUUUACAUCAAUGUCAGAGAUAAUAUGUACAGCGCAACUAUUUUGGCACAUUUGUGCAGAAAUUUGGGACUUCAUUACACUUAUAUUGGAACUGGUUAUAUGUUUGCGUAUGAUAAAGAACAUCCAAUUGAUGGAGCUAUGUUCAAAGAUGAUGAUGAACCAUCAUUUUUCGGAUCUGCUUAUUCAGUUGUGAAAGGAUUUACUGAUCGUCAAAUGACACAUUUCAAUCAAAAAGGAUGGGAAAAUUUGAAUGUUCGAAUCACACUUCCUCUUAGUUUGGAUUUGCAACAACCAAGAAAUUUGCUAUCGAAAAUUAUCAACUACAAGGAACUUUUCGAUAUUCCAGUUUCUCUUACAAUUCUUCCUGAUUGCAUGAAUGCAAUGCUCAAUUUGAUGGAGCAAAGACAAGGUGGAACUCUUAAUUUGGUCAAUCCAGAACCAAUCAGUUUGUACGAAGUUGUAAAAAUCUAUCAAGAGGUUUGCUGAAUUUUCUGAUAAACCACUAGUUAAUUUCAAUUUUUCAGAAAGUUGACCCAAAUGUUAACCCCGCUCCAAUUGGCGUCGAAACUGAAAGAGCUCAACAACUCUUGGCUACUAAAGGAAACUGUGCUUUGGACACCGAUUUGUUACAAAAAUUGUCACCAAUUUUGUCAUCUAGAGACAGUUUGAUUCAACAUUUCGAAAAAAUGGCUGUUUCAAAAUAA